This is a messenger RNA of Hyaena hyaena (striped hyena), 2095 nucleotides long. It is a transcript of the gene OASL, whose product is annotated as 2'-5'-oligoadenylate synthetase like. Gene Ontology annotation, biological process: defense response to virus; regulation of ribonuclease activity; negative regulation of viral genome replication. The coding region runs from base 1 to 1548 and encodes 515 amino acids. The transcript has 6 exons. Gene Ontology annotation, cellular component: cytosol; nucleoplasm; membrane. The record is from RefSeq and is a predicted model, not a curated record. NCBI's taxonomy places the organism in Eukaryota, Metazoa, Chordata, Mammalia, Carnivora, Hyaenidae. Gene Ontology annotation, molecular function: nucleotidyltransferase activity; protein binding; double-stranded RNA binding.
AUGGCUUGGACCCCAGCGCUAUAUGACACCCCUGCCUCCCGGCUGGACUCCUUUGUGGCCCAGUGGCUGCAGCCCAGCCGGGAAUGGAAAGAAGAUGUCCUGGAGGCUGUACAGACCGUGCAAAAAUUCCUGAGGGAAGAGCACUUUGAGGGGGAGCAUGGGCUCGACCAGAAGGUGCGAGUGCUGAAGGUGGUCAAGGUAGGCUCCUUCGGGAACGGUACGGUGCUCAGGAGCACCUCGGAGGUGGAACUGGUGGUGUUCCUGAGCUGUUUCCACAGCUUUCAGGAGGAGGCCAAGCAUCACCAAGCCAUUCUGAGUCUGAUAUGGAAAAGGCUGUGGUGUUGCCAGGACCUACUGGCCCUUGGGCUCGAGGACGUGGAGAUAGUCCAAGGAGUCCCCGAUGCUCUCAUCUUCACCAUCCAGACCAGGGAGACUGCGGAGCUCGUCACUGUCACCAUCGUGCCUGCCUACAGGGCCCUGGGGUCUUCUGUUUCCACCUCUCAGCCACAUCCUGAGGUCUAUGUGAGUCUGAUUGAGACCCAUGGUUACCCCGGAAAUUUCUCGCCAUCCUUCAGUGAGCUGCAGAGAAACUUUGUGAAACAUCGGCCAACCAAGCUGAAAAGCCUUCUGCGGCUGGUAAAACACUGGUACCUGCAGUACGUGAAAGCCAAGUGCCCGAGGGCCGCGCUGCCCCCUGUCUAUGCCCUUGAGCUGCUGACCAUCUAUGUCUGGGAGACGGGUGCUGAGGAGAGUGAGAGCUUCCGGCUGGACGAGGGCUUCACCACUGUGAUGGAAAUGCUCCGGGAGUACAGGUUCCUCUGCAUCUACUGGACCAAGUACUACACGUUCCAGAACCCAGUCAUCAAGGCCUUUGUCAGAAAUCAGCUCAAAAGAGACAGGCCCAUCAUCCUGGACCCGGCCGACCCUACCCACAAUGUGGCGGAAGGGUACAGAUGGGACAUCGUCUCUCAGAGGGCCUCCCAGUGCCUGAAACAGUACUGUUGCUAUGACAACAGGGAGACUCCAGUCACCAGCUGGGCGGUGAAGAGGGCACGAGACAUUGAAGUGACCGUGGAACAGUGGGGUUACUCAGACUUGAUCCUCACAGUGAACCCUUAUGAGCCCAUAAAAAAGGUUAAAGAGAAGAUCUGGCAGAGCUGGGGCUGCUCGGGCCAACAGCAUCUGUCCUUCCAGGAGCCUGAUGGCAAGCGACAACCCCUCAAUAACCAGGGAUCCUUGGCCUAUUACGGCAUCUUUUCCAACAUCCGCAUCUGUCUGGUGGAGACCAUCUCCCCCGAGAUCCAGGUCUUUGUGAAUCAUCCCAAUGAGGGGAGCCAUGCCUAUGCCAUUGAUCCCAAAAGCUUCAUCAUGGGCCUGAAGCAGCAGAUUGAAGACAAACAAGGGCUGCCCAGAAGGCAGCAGCAGCUGGAGAUCCAAGGUCAAGUCCUGCAGGAUUGGUUGUCUUUGUGCAGCUAUGGUAUCCAGGACGGUGACACUCUCAUCCUUUCUGAGAAGAAAGCUGGAAAGUUUCCUUUUCCACCCAGCUAAUCCAGGACUCAGCAUAUCAACCACUCCUUCCAGCUCUUGCCUGGGGAGCUCCCAUGUCUUCACCAGCUUUGCGAAUAGUGAACCUCGCCCUGCAAGUGGGGGAGUGAGUAGGGAUGAGAGACACUUGCUAUACCAUGGACAAUGGGCAGACCAUACAGGACACUAGAAUUCUGACUCACAGCCUCUGCAGUCCUCUAGCCCAGGAAGCCAAACCACCACCUCUGUAGCAAGCAACCUCAAAUCGUCAGGACUUGGUCGAUCACUGCCAGCUUCCCUAAUUCUAUCUCAUUUCCGACUUAGACUCAACCAGAAAAUUCCAGAUAAGCUCCCUAAGCAAUCACAUAGAAGGCCCUGCUUCUAAUUAGCUGCCUACCGCUUCCCCAUGCCAACAGCUUCAAUCAGAGUGUACCUGAAGCCUUCCCUUUUUUCCCAGCUAUAAAGCUUUCCCUGUCUUGGCAUCUCAACCAGAAGGGAUGGUGGCUGAUUCCCUUGCAAUAGCAAGUUAGAAAUAAAUAACCUUUGUUUAUCCUCUUUUGGGAGAUCUUCA